This is a messenger RNA of Syngnathus typhle (broad-nosed pipefish), 3426 nucleotides long. It is a transcript of the gene cherp, whose product is annotated as calcium homeostasis endoplasmic reticulum protein. The record is from RefSeq and is a predicted model, not a curated record. Gene Ontology annotation, cellular component: perinuclear region of cytoplasm. Gene Ontology annotation, molecular function: RNA binding. Gene Ontology annotation, biological process: RNA processing; intracellular calcium ion homeostasis. NCBI's taxonomy places the organism in Eukaryota, Metazoa, Chordata, Actinopteri, Syngnathiformes, Syngnathidae. The transcript has 20 exons. Bases 514 to 3264 code for a protein of 916 amino acids.
CUGAAGACAAAUUUUCACGAAUGACUUUGAUUAAAUGUUAAUGAUUUUAUUUGUCCAUGUGAAGACACUGCCCAUUGUGAAUGACUUCAAAUUUUAAAAGAUUAGAAAACAGCUAUGCAUCUGCCUGCAGCACUAUUUAAUACUGAACAUAAAGUAGAUUAUAUUAAGUUGCAAUGCUAUUGUCUAAAUGCCAUGUCACACGAAUCAGAAACUUCGUUUUGUAUUUUUGAAAACAAACUAAACUAUUGCAUAGCCAAUAAACGUGAAAGCACGUAAAACUAGAUUCCGUAUCUCCCUCUGCCACGCCCCCCAAUAAAACACCACCAUGCCCAGGUGGCGCUGUAGCAAUAUUCGACCCUUCUGUUUUUCACUUCCGUCGCACGCCUGUGAGCAAAAAUGCGGCUGUUUUUGUCAAACGUUCUCAGCACUAAAUGAGUUAGCAGGGCUAUCUCGCCGACAUUUUGGGCUAUAUUCCGCAAUUGCAUUAAAAAAAUCUGAUAAGCGAGCGUUAUCAUGGAGACCCCCACCCCCCCCGAAGAUCAAGAGCUACGCAACGUGAUCGACAAGCUGGCCCAGUUUGUAGCCCGGAAUGGUCCUGAGUUUGAGAAGAUGACUAUGGACAAGCAGAAGGACAACCCCAAGUUCUCCUUCCUGUUUGGCGGCGACUACUUUAGCUACUACAAGUGCAAGCUGUCUCUGGCGCAGCAACAGCAUCCUUCUACCCGCGAUGGGGAGGAAUAUAAAUCUGAAGAGCUCUACAACCCGGGCGCCUUGGACGUGCUGGACAUCCCGCCGCCGCCGCCAGUGGCUAUGAUGGCGCCGCCGCCGUCCUCCACCUCCUCUUCCACCCCCGCCGCCACGCCUGCCAUGGAUGACCUCAUCCAGCAGAGUUUGUGGAACCUGCAGCAUCAGGAGCAACACCUGCACACGCUCAGACAGGAACAAAUGAGCGCGGCCAUCACGACUGCAGCUGAGCAGCAGAUCCAGAAGUUGAUGGCGGAAACUCAGCUGGACGUGGCCGAGAUGGACAGCCUGCUGCAGCCCAUCAUUGACACGUGCACCAAAGACGCCAUUUCAGCGGGGAAGAACUGGAUGUUCAACAACGCCAAGACGCCGCAGCACUGCGAGCUGAUGACGUCGCACCUUCGCAACCGCAUCACCGCCGAGGGAGCGCAUUUUGAGCUCCGCCUACACCUCAUCUACCUGACCAAUGACGUGCUGCAUCACUGUCAGCGCAAGCAGCAGAAGGAUUUGUUGGCAGCUCUGCAGAAGGUUGUGGUUCCAAUCUACUGCACCAGUUUCUUGGCUGUGGAAGAGGAGAAGCAGCAGAAGAUCACACGGUUGUUGCAGCUUUGGGAGAAAAACAGCUAUUUUGAUGAGGACACCAUUCAGCAACUGCAGAAUCCUGCUCUCGGUCUCGGCCAGUACCAGGCCUCGCUGAUCACCGAGUACGCCGGCGUGGUGCAACCCAUCCAGUUAGCCUUCCAGCAGCAGGUCCAAGUUCUCAAGAACCAGCACGAAGAGUUUGUGGCUAGCCUCAAGCAACCGCCGGCCACCGACACGGACAAGCCCGCCACCGCGCCCGCAGCCGAGGUGAAGCCCCCCAUGGCGGGUCCUCCGCCAGGGGACUUUGAGGAAGCUCCGGCGAGACCCCAGGACACCAGCAAUCCCGCUGCAUCCUCAGACCUUCCCCCAAAACCUGCCUGCAACCCCCCACCGUCACUGCAUUUGUCCCCCCUUCAGCCUCCUUUCGACCCGAACCAGCCGCCACCUCCGUGUCCGCCCUGGAACAGCCACGAGGGGAUAUGGAACGAGCAGAGGGAGACGGCCAAUUGGAGCGGGGCUCCGCCCAGGGAAGGGGCACCCUGGAGCGGCCCCGAUACGGGUCCCCCUUCUUGGAAUUCGUACGACCAGCAGCCUCCAUGGGGGAACCAGCCCGAGCAGCUGCCCUGGGGCCAGAGGGAGCCGCCCUUUCCGCCCCGCAUGCAGAGGCCGCCCCACUUCAGAGGCCCCUUCCCCCCCCACCAGCAGCCACCGCCCUUCAACCAGCCCCCCCCGCCGCCGCACUCUUUCGGGCGCUUCCCCUCGCGCUUCAUGCCAGACGACUUCCCGCCGCGACACCACUACGAGCGCUCGCCCUACACGCCCCACCGUUUCGACUACUCCCAGGGGGACUUCCCCAGGGACAUGCCAGGACCGCCGCCCCCUCCCCACCAUUCCAACCAGAGACUCCCUCCCUCCGGCAUGGGGGGUGACCAUCCUCCGUGGGGGGGGGCCCAGCACCCGGACUACGGGCCGCCUCCCCCCCCCCACGGCUUCAACGGGCACUCACCGCACGUGCGACACCGGCAGCCCCCGGUUCCCGUCCAGGAUGACCCCAGCUUGGUGCCCAACGUCCCCUACUUCGACCUUCCCGCCGGACUCAUGGCGCCGCUAGUCAAACUGGAGGACUGUGACUAUAAAGCUCUCGACCCAAAAGACAUCCGCCUGCCGCCACCCAUGCCCCCCAGCGAUCGGUUGCUGGCCGCCGUAGAAGCCUUCUAUAGCCCCCCCUCCCACGACCGGCCCCGCAACAGUGAGGGAUGGGAACAGAACGGCCUCUACGAGUUCUUCCGCGCCAAGAUGAGAGCGCGCAGGAAAAAAGGUCAAGAGAAGCGCAACAGCGUUCGUAUGAGCAGUCGUUCCAGAAGUCGCUCGGGCAGCCAGGGCAGAUCUUCCUCACGGUCCAGUUCUCGCUCCUCCAAGUCGAGGUCCAAGUCCAGAUCUAGGUCCAGAUCCAGGUCCAGGUCUCGCUCCUCUCGAUCCCGAAGCCGCUCGCGAUCCUACUCGCGCUCCAGGUCCAGAAGCGGAUCCGGGUCAUCUCGGAGUCGCUCUCACUCUAGGUCGCGUUCGCGCUCGCCCACCAGGAGACGCAGACGACAUAAAUCACGCAGCGCCUCACCACCCUCCACGUCAUCCGGCAGCGGCGCCCCCUCCAAAGGUCCAUUGGACUCUCGCCUGGGUGAAGAGAACAAAGGACAUCAGCUCCUCAUGAAGAUGGGCUGGAGCGGCUCCGGUGGUCUGGGCGCCAAGGAGCAGGGCAUCCAGGACCCUAUCAAAGGAGGAGACAUUCGCGACAAGUGGGACCAGUACAAGGGCGUCGGCGUCUCCCUGGACGACCCCUACGAGAACUAUCGCAGAAACAAGAGCUUCAAUUUUGUAGCACGCAUGAAGGCACGCGAGGAAGUGAUGCGAGAUCCUCAGGAGGCUCCUCCCGCAGAAUGAUGUCAUCGCAGAACGCCACACCACCGUCACUGUUUUUUUAUUGUCACUGCUUUUAUUUCUUUUCCGCCUGAUGAUUAUUUUUUUCGUAACUUCAGUGACAUCCACUUUUACUUGUAAUACUUGUGAAGUGAUAGCAAAAUAAAGUACGCUUGCACUCGUAAA